AUGCUUGCCGUGCCCACGGGCAUCUCAGCUCCGCCACAAAAUGCGCCCACUUCCCCCUACCAGGCAUCCUCAAGAGCCCUGCAUGCGCGCCGUCUUGGGCUGGGAGGGACUCCCGUAGCCCACGCGGGGAUCCACGCAGGGCGACUCCCCAAAGGAGCAGCGCUGCCCGGCGGGGAGCAGCGGCUCGUCGAGCUCCGGGUUAGCUCCCAGCCCCCACGUACACCGGCGGCCCCGGAGUCUCGGGUCUCCUGCUGCCGGACGGAAAAGGGCAAUGGAGAACACGCAGCCCAGCUGCAGCCCGAGGCGGCACCGGCAGCACGGAGGACUCGAGGCGAGCUUAAGAGCAAAGAUGUUGCCAGAGCGAUUGAACUACUGGAGAAACUGCAAGAAUCUGGAGAAGUACCAGGACACAAGCUACAGUCUCUUAAAAAAGUACUGCAGAGUGAGUUUUGUACAGCUAUCAGAGAGGUGUAUCAAUACAUGCAUGAAACCAUAAAUGUUAACGGCUGCCCAGAAUUCCGUGCCAGGGCUACUGCAAAGGCAACAGUCGCUGCUUUUGCAGCCAGUGAAGGCCAUUCUCACCCCCGAGUGGUAGAACUGCCAAAGACUGAUGAAGGCCUUGGCUUUAAUGUGAUGGGAGGAAAGGAACAAAAUUCUCCUAUUUAUAUUUCUCGCAUAAUUCCUGGAGGAGUAGCUGAGAGGCAUGGAGGACUGAAACGGGGAGACCAGCUGCUUUCUGUUAAUGGAGUGAGUGUAGAAGGAGAACACCAUGAAAAGGCUGUGGAGCUACUCAAGGCUGCCAAGGACAGCGUCAAACUGGUGGUGCGCUACACCCCUAAAGUAUUGGAUGAAAUGGAAGCUCGGUUUGAAAAACUGAGGACAGCACGACGCAGGCAACAGCAACAGUUGCUAAUUCAGCAGCAACAGCAAAAUGCACAGCAAAAUCAUAUGUCAUAG
This is a messenger RNA of Varanus komodoensis (Komodo dragon), 957 nucleotides long. RefSeq names its product lin-7 homolog A, crumbs cell polarity complex component (gene LIN7A). The coding region runs from base 1 to 957 and encodes 318 amino acids. The transcript has 5 exons. Gene Ontology annotation, cellular component: MPP7-DLG1-LIN7 complex; synapse; cell-cell junction. Lineage: Eukaryota; Metazoa; Chordata; Lepidosauria; Squamata; Varanidae. Gene Ontology annotation, biological process: neurotransmitter secretion; protein localization to basolateral plasma membrane; maintenance of epithelial cell apical/basal polarity. The record is from RefSeq and is a predicted model, not a curated record. Gene Ontology annotation, molecular function: L27 domain binding.